AAUCGCAGCUGUUUGCCUUCGCUUCUUCUCCGGGGUCAGAGCUGUCGUUGCUGCUGCCGCUGCCCCUCCGCCACUCGGACUCGACGAAAGACCGCCAAACACUCUCCCUGUGGCCUUACUCCUCUCGGUUAUGAUUGUUUUCUUUCAUCGAGAAACAUAACUUGCUGGUAAUUUGUUAAACUCAAGACAAAUUCCUCGAGAAGCAGUCGUGGGCAGGCGCAGACGUUUCUUACUCCGACCAUUUUGGCAAAUUAAAAGCACAAGGGCCGUUGAUUGUCCUCAUUUCCACGACUUUUCAGCUCAGAACUGCUUGCUGUCCUUUGCCUUGGAAGGACAUUUUAUCCAUAGUCACAAUAAUGGCGGCUGAAGUGCAAAUAGUACUUUAUGAAGAUGACUCAGUGCAAGUACAAUAUGUUGAUGGUUCCAGAUUGCAGCUUUCUCCCUGUGGCUCUGAAUUUUUAUUUGAAAAAGCACCUCCUAUUUCAGCACAUCCUUUACAACAACCAGAAAGAAUUCGCCAAAGGACACACUUUGUUAUUAGCACGUACCGAGAGCAGCUACAGCGAGCCCUAGAUUUCCGUAACUCUUUUGCUACUUGCCCUUUUUUAUCUGAAAGCAUCAUACCUUCUGAAAGGAAAAAGCGUAUCUUCACUGACAUCUCAGAAGUGAGAUGGCCCAGUCUUGAUACUGAUGAUGGCAUGGUACGUAUGCAGAGUGGCACCGUGAAGAUAUCAUCUUUAGAUGGUCAUGCAUACCUUUGCCUGCCCAAAUCUCAGAAUGAAUUUACAGUACAUUUUUUGUGUAAAGUAAGCCAGAAGCCAGACUCAUCUAUAGUACUGUCAGAAAAAAAUAAUAAAGCCAAAAAGGACAAACUAGUUGAAAAAGCUGGCAAAAUCUGUACAUAUGGAAGUUUAUCAGGACAGAGACUGAAGAAUAAAGAAAAUGAACUUUAUUAUCAGAUCACGAAAUCCAAAGAACGUUUAGAGAAGAGUUGUGUAAAUGGAACUGAAGGGAGGGAGGCGCUGUCUUCACCUGGGACAAAAGACACGUGUGUAUACACGUGGGUAAAGCAGUGCUGGUCUGUGGCCUCCUGUCCGGAGGAAUGGAAAUAUCCUUUGUCUUUAGCACUUCGUUUUCAUAAUAAAAUCAGCAAUAUGUCUGGAACUGAUGCAGAUAUCACCCAGAAGAGAAUUUUAACUUCUGACGUUUCUGAGGAAAGAGGAAAAGAAGUUUCUGUUCUUCCCAGGGCCCUGUUACUAAGCUGUCCUGUCCCACACCUGCACAGGUGGAAUUAUUGUGAUUCACUUUCACAGUUCGGUGAAGAAGAAUAUUCCUAUCCUGAACUAGUGAAAGUGGUUUGGUACAAGGGUAUUACCUAUAGACUUACCCACAAAAAUAUGAACUCAAUAGAGGUUUAUCCUGGAGAUGGAUCUGUUUUCAAAUCAGAAGGAGCUUAUUUGGGAAACUAUUUUAUAUAUUAUUCCAUUCAAGAAGGAUCAGAAAAGAGAGAAGACAAAACUUAUUCAGUAAAUAACCUUCCUCCAGAUAGACCAGGAAGUCCAUUUUCUGUUUGUUCUCUAAUUAAACAGGCAACCAGAAUUCUUCAGCAUUGUGCCAAGAUGAAGCUUUCUUUAAGCCAUAACUAUCAUAUAUGCUGCUGGAAAAUGGUACCUGGGAUAAAUGAUAGCAAUAUACUGCCUUUGCUUUUGAGGGAAUCGUUCAUACCCAACGUGGGAAGAUUUCUUGCAUACUCUGAUGACAAAGUACAUGCUGUCUUUUUAGAUGGCAUUACUCUAACCAUGAAUUGGAAUUUCAGUUCUCUUAUUGAAAAGAGACAGGUAAAUCGAGGUCUCAAUUUAGGUUGGUGUAAGUUAACUUUUCCUGAUGGACAAAAUCAGUUAAUUCAGAUUCAACACGCUGGACCAUAUGAAAGAUAUGUGACAACAGUAAUAUCAUGGUGCAAAAGACUGACCCAGGCUAGCCAGAAAGAAAUGCCUACACAUCCUUCAUCUUCUGUUCCAGAAGAAAACUGGCUGGAGUACAAGGAAAGAGUGCAGGCUGAUGAGGUGCAUGUGGUCCAUUGCGUGUGGUCCAUUGUCUGCCAGUAAAGCAGACAAGUUGUAUACCCUAUUGUGAGCUGUGAAAAGACUAUUCUAGUGACUUGAAUAAAGAGAUGUUUGCAUGAAUGUCCUCAUUAAUUUUGCAGAGCUAGUCCAGUUACACUAUUUUCUAGUUGUGUGCCACUGCUCAUACUUCAUCUAGUGAUGAGGAAAAACACAAAGAACACACACAUAAGAGGUUCUGCUGGAUUUGUGUACAUUUAGCCUUCUAUCCCAUACCAGUUGCCCCAAUAUCUGUUUCUAUGGAACAUGGUAAGGGCUAAUGUUCAUAUAUUAACCCUUCAAGUCAAGAAGAGAAUGUUUAGUAUACUGUGCUUAAGAAAACAAUUAAAUGAUUAGGUAGUCUAUUCCAGAAGAAAUUUAAUAGAAAAUAGUUAUUAUGCUUUCACACCUAAUUCAAUCGUGUAAAAAGUUGGCCCUGGAGACCAUCCAUUCCCUAAGAGUUCCAUAUAAAUGAGGUCUUACUAUAUAUGUAAGAUCCCUUCUCCUCCAAAG
Messenger RNA from Balaenoptera musculus (blue whale), 2615 nucleotides. It is a transcript of the gene C3H5orf34, whose product is annotated as chromosome 3 C5orf34 homolog. Bases 357 to 2108 code for a protein of 583 amino acids. NCBI's taxonomy places the organism in Eukaryota, Metazoa, Chordata, Mammalia, Artiodactyla, Balaenopteridae. The record is from RefSeq and is a predicted model, not a curated record. The transcript has 12 exons.